GGUCUCUCGCGCGGGACGGAGGGGCUGGCAGGAGUGGCGCUUUCUCAGCACUAGACCUGGACUCCGACCCGGCGCCAGAGUACAGUCGUUUUGAAUCAAAGAUACAUGACUUGCGAGAACAAAUGAUGAACAGCAGCAUGAGCUCUGGGUCUGGAUCCCUCCGAACAAGUGAGAAGAGGUCUUUGUAUGUCAGGGCCCUGUUUGAUUAUGAUCGAACUCGGGACAGCUGCCUGCCAAGCCAGGGGCUCAGCUUCUCCUAUGGUGACAUUCUGCAUGUCAUUAAUGCAUCUGAUGAUGAGUGGUGGCAGGCAAGAUUGGUGACCCCACAUGGAGAAAGUGAGCAAAUCGGUGUGAUCCCCAGUAAAAAGAGGGUGGAAAAGAAAGAAAGAGCUCGAUUGAAAACCGUGAAGUUCCAUGCCAGGACGGGGAUGAUGGAGUCUAACAGGUCGAUCAAAACGAAACGUAAAAAGAGUUUCCGCCUCUCUCGAAAGUUUCCAUUUUACAAGAGCAAAGAAAACAUGGCCCAGGAGAGCAGCAUACAGGAACAGGGAGUGACAUCCAACACCAGUGACAGCGAAAGCAGUUCCAAAGGACAAGAGGAUGCAAUUUUGCCAUAUGAGCCAGUGACACGGCAAGAAAUUCACUAUGCAAGACCUGUGAUCAUCCUGGGCCCAAUGAAGGACAGAGUCAACGAUGACCUGAUAUCCGAGUUCCCACAUAAAUUUGGAUCCUGUGUGCCGCAUACCACUCGGCCUCGACGUGAUAAUGAGGUGGAUGGACAAGACUACCACUUUGUGGUCUCCCGAGAACAAAUGGAGAAGGAUAUUCAGGACAACAAGUUCAUCGAAGCAGGCCAAUUUAAUGAUAAUCUCUAUGGGACCAGCAUCCAGUCAGUGCGGGCAGUUGCAGAGAGGGGCAAGCACUGUAUCUUAGAUGUUUCUGGCAAUGCUAUCAAGAGGCUGCAGCAAGUACAACUUUACCCCAUAGCCAUUUUCAUCAAGCCCAAAUCCAUUGAAGCAUUUAUGGAAAUGAACCGACGGCAGACAUACGAACAAGCAAAUAAGAUCUAUGACAAAGCUAUGAAACUGGAGCAGGAGUUUGGAGAAUACUUCACAGCCAUUGUACAGGGUGACUCACUGGAAGAGAUUUACAACAAGAUCAAACAAAUCAUCGAGGACCAGUCUGGGCACUACAUUUGGGUCCCAUCCCCUGAAAAACUCUGAAGAAUCCCCACCAAGCACUCUUGUGAACAGAAGACAUCAAGUCCCUCUUCCCUCCUCCCUCUUCAGUCCUGUCCCCACCAGGAGAACAAAUGACUACUGUUCUUGUCCCCUUUUUUAGAUAUGUCCCAAAAAUUGAGUUUUCUA
Molecule: messenger RNA, 1367 nt
Organism: Canis lupus familiaris (dog)
Lineage: Eukaryota; Metazoa; Chordata; Mammalia; Carnivora; Canidae
Product: disks large homolog 3-like
Exons: 1
Coding region: 123-1223 (366 amino acids)
Biological process (GO): chemical synaptic transmission
Cellular component (GO): postsynaptic density membrane; neuromuscular junction; neuron projection
Molecular function (GO): protein binding
Source: RefSeq, a predicted model, not a curated record